AUGUAACUGCCUAAAAUCAAUGUAAAUUUACAAUUAUUUCUUGUAAGGCGAAGAAUAUAUCCUACCAAGUAGUUUUAGCUACAUUACUCUUCUGUUAAAUUGUUCGUAAAAAGAAACGUUUCAAUGUACAGCCCUUAAGUAACACUCAUCAUCCGAAUUGCCACCAAGUUCACCAUUGCACGAACGAAUCUUUCUGAGUGGCAGACUCAGGUUUCAGUUUUCUUGCGGCUGAUCGAAGAAUUGAUUACUUCGUGAAGAUUGUCGAGAGUUGUCGGGAAAUGAUUAUCAGCUCAUUAUGCGCUACGUGAAUAGGUCUUACCAGCAGCAUUCGUUUUGCCUCCUACCCGCAGGCCCAUUAUCCCGAAAGGUAAAGCCUGGCGUCGAUAAUCACAUUAUCUACCGGUGGGCGAUAGUAUCGAAAUACUUAAUUUCUCGGUCGUAUGUAUUUUUACUACCCGGCUUGUGGUGAGUUGCUAGGGAGGAAACCGUGGUGAGAACAUGUUUUGGGCGUGGUGUGUUUCAGCCGCAGGUAAUUCGUUUUUAAUUGCCACAGUGCGUACGGUGCGUAGGCUCGUGCGUGCCACAGCUGAAUUGGAAGGCGCUGGUGGGCUUUGGAUCGAAUGGAACUGAAACCUUCCCAGCGUACGGUUGAUGUGGUGUAGUGAUAUUAUUUGGAGUUAAUCGAUAAUUCUUCUCCCCUCAUCAUAGUCAGCUUUAACAUCAUUAAUAACGUAUAUCCACCUACUGGUUGAAUUGACUUCCCUUAAAGCAUUUCCCAGAAUUUGUUCGGUGCGUAUUUUGUGUGUGUUUUUUGCCUUACUUUUGCAGGAAAACAUUAAUCUAUUUGAAUGGUUUUCCCAUCGAAACAAUCCAUUAGCCUUAGUAGACAUGGACAUAUGGCGAUGCACGUGUUCGAUCAUCAUCGAAUCAUUGGCAAUCGCAUUUUAAUGGCAUCAUCGCUGAUCAAGCUAGUAAGCGCAGCACGCGAAAGCGCAAUUUUCCAUGCUGCUUUACGCUGAUGCUUCUGUAUCGGUUUGCGUACCGCGAGUUAGAUACGGUUGCAUUCAGCAACAAUCAAUCUACCCCACCCGGCAGGACCGUUGAAAUGUGCUUCCAAAGUUUUCUUUUGUGCAUUGUUUUAGGUAAAGAGUGUUUUAUUUUUAGUUCCUUUGUUUCAUUUUUUUUUAGAAAAAUGAGGGAAAAGUUUUGUUUUAAGGUAAGGCCAAUGGGUGGGUGAAAAAUUUCCACUACCACAAGUUGCAUCGUUCGCCUCUUUCGGUGACGGUACGCUUUGUGAACGUGGGAUGUGAAGUUUUUGGUUUCUUAUGGCACGCAUUAACCAGUACGCCAUUUGCUGGAGGAAGUCGGCAACAUGGGCUAGAAAUGCGUUGAACUGUGUGCCCUUAGGUUGUGAGUGGUAGCAUAAAGAAUGGAAUGAGAAUGCAAUUUGCGGGUUUAUCGCUUUUUUUUGUUUGUUCCAGCUAAAGGAAUGCUGCUUUCCAUUCCAUUGACUUUGGGCUUUCCGGGUUAAAAACAUCGUUGGCAGGAAUUUAAAGCUACCCUUAGUUUGGUGUGGGUGGAAUUUAAAGUGAAUAAAGGUUGGUGAAAUGGAGAAUAAAUUCAGCAUCCGCACGGCGCACCAUUCGUAAAGUGGGUCGUACUAACGAAAAGUUUACCGCCGUCGAUACUGUCGGCACUUGGAUGGAAUAGUACCGUACGUACGACAUCAACUCGCUGGAUUGUGUUAAGCAGUAGGCUUUGCUCACGAAAUGUCACUCAUGCGUUUACGUUUCAAGUACACUCGUUGCACGAGCCAAGCCCAACGUGAGCGCAGGACGUGAAGGGUAAAUUUGAUCAAAAAUGUCCGCACCGGAACUAUCGUGGCAAGUGGUCCGGGACAUUGGAGUGCACCGGUUACGGUUCGGUCAGGUGGGCGGCGCUAUUGACAAUUUCACCGAAGCAGCCCCCAGACUCAGUGAAGACGAUGAAUCGGUGCUGGUGUUGAAGGCAAACGCACAGCUCGAGUAUCUCGUACCAAAUGCAGCACUGGAAACGAUACGAAAGGCACGAAAAUAUGCCGGAAAUUUGCUGCACUGCCGGUCGCUGUACGAAACCGGUGAUCUCGAGGGGCAUCUGCUCGCAUCGGCAAACGGGCAGCGUCGUCAACGGCCCGCAGCCGGACAUCGGCAGCAGGACUUUACCACCGAACUCGAUCUCGGCUUAUCCACAUUCGACUGUACGUUGGGUGAACGUGCUGGAGCAUCACUGCUCGAGUAUCGACAUCGCUUUCCGGAAAUUGCCGCCGAGCAGCAGGAACUACGCAAACGUUCUGCUGAUCGUCCCCGGUGGAAGGUGCUGGCCGAGGCAAACGAGUGCGAUGUGAUCAGUGUGCUGGAGACGGUUCGCAAGGAACCACCGUUACGGGAGCAAGUGCGGCGCAAGAAAAACAAGCAAAUUCUUGGCCAAAUCCAUCUCGGACGUGGUUGGGAAGAUUGGAUGUUUAUCGAAGAUUUGUUACCCACGGGACGGUACGGUUCGGUCGUUCGAUUGCCACAAACAAAGCCAACCUCCCAGGCAAUGGACCGGCUGGUGAACGAAUGCUACACGAAAGUAUCGGCAAGGGUACACCAGUCGCAGGCCUGCUUCCCGAUGUACAGCCAGCGGCAUGGUCGCUUCGGACCACAAUCGAACCACCGGCGUGAGGUUUGCGAAAUGGAUGAGCUUUUCAAAUUCCGUUACCGUGCGUACCGUGCCGUGUACAAUCAGUUUGAUCGUAUGUACGCGUUACGUGCGCAGGGCAAGACAGCUGAACUACUCCGGUACGGUGGUGAUAUUUUGCACGAAUUCUACAAAACCACCACCGUCCGGGUACUUCCCGAGAAGGGUAAACUGGUGCGCGAACUGUGCAAUUUGAUCGGUUUGACCGUGCUGGAUCGGUUGCGUAUUCCACCGGGUCUAAUGGAUGUACGGCCAGAGCAUCGGUUGCUGCUGCUGUUCGCCGUACCGCCGGCCAAGGAAGCGAAGAUUGUAGUACCCGUGUUUGGUGACAUUUCCACUUACCGCGAUCCUACCGAACCGGAUCACGAGUACUUACGCUACAAGGGCAAGAUUGCGGAACUGGAGCGCCGCUAUCAACGGGUACAGUAUCCCAUCGAGCGUUGCCUGCUCGACUACCAGAUGGCAAGGCAGCAUCUGCUGAACGGUUGGCUGGACGAUGUGAAGGUGAUGGGUAAUCGGAUGAUCGACGAAGCGAUCGGUUGCGGUAGCCACUUGUGGCAACUCAUCGGGCAGCUCACCAUCGCCAAAGCCUUAUGUGCCCAGCAUAAUCUCGAGCAGCUGGCCGUGCUGUUACGGUCGGCGGCGAAACUCGUGCAAAGCCGGCUGCCCGACGAGCGGAUUGCUUUUUUCAUCGAAGUAUCGCAGAAGCUAAACCAGGAUUUGCUAAUGAAAAAGCUGGGCCAAUCGGUGGAGCUGGAACGUACGCUGCUGGUUUAGUAGCAGCAGUUUUUUCUGAUGUUGUGUGCAGUUUCAAGUGGAACUAGUAGAACGGUGAAGUUUGGUACUUUGGUGCAAAAAACUUUGACCCAGCUGGGUGCAUGCAGAGACAGAGUGCAAAGGGAUUUUAGGAUACCGUUUUUAUUGCUUUCAAUGCUCCAAUGCCUGGCUGUAAUGGGUUGAAGAGAAACUGAGAAAAAAGUACCCCAUACACACACACACACGCGCGGACAUUACACCAUUGUGAUGUGUGUGCAAAAAUGAACUGUUACGGAAUAGUUCGGUUGCGGCCAUUUAUCAUAGUUAAAUUCAACUUUUAUUUCUCGCACGUUCGCGUGCCUCAUAGUAUCCCUCUGUUUUGCUACAAAAUUCAGCUUUAUCGGUGAAUAAAUUUCAUUACUUGUUUGCUCCCCUUUUU
This is a messenger RNA of Anopheles funestus (African malaria mosquito), 3913 nucleotides long. RefSeq lists its product as uncharacterized. The record is from RefSeq and is a predicted model, not a curated record. Bases 1861 to 3495 code for a protein of 544 amino acids. Lineage: Eukaryota; Metazoa; Arthropoda; Insecta; Diptera; Culicidae. The transcript is spliced from 2 exons.